GCAAAGCAUGGUCAUCGCUCAUCCUCGUGUAUAUAAUGUGGGUCUUGAUCCCCAAUCUCACCCAUCUCUCUUCCCUCACCACCUUAUUCCAUCCGUCAAUUCGCCAGCAGGUCAUUCAAGCUUCUGCAUCUCUCUAUACCACACCUCAAGUCUCCCUACACAAUGCGUGGACCUUACGUUACAGCGGCAGCCGCUGCAGCAGCCACGCUGAUGGCCAGCUCUGCCGUCUCCGCAAUGCCUCUAAGCUUUGACGAUUUGAGCGACCCAACCUCAUAUCUGUCUCCCCGUUCCUCCAUUUCAGAGCGUCGAGACGUUUCUAGUUCCCUCAAGACCUGCCUGAGCAAGACGGGAGCUCAGAUCGACUAUCCCGGAACCAACGCCUACAAGAGCGAGUCGUUCUCCGAGAACAGCUCCAUCAAGCCUUACCAGCCCGCCAUCAUCGUCACACCUGCCAACGCUCAGCAAGCAGCGAGCGCACUCAAAUGCGCUGCCAACGAAGGUGGCAAGACCAAAGUUGUGGCCAAGAGCGGAGGACACUCUUACGCUGGCUACUCUUUGGGCGGUCAAGAUGGCUCCUUGGUCAUCUCACUCUCCAAAUUGGAAACUCUGACCGUGGACAAAACGGCCAAGACUGCGCGCGUAGGCGCAGGUAACCGUCUGGGACCCAUGGCACAAGCUCUUGGUGAAGCUGGAUUCGCCUUGCCUCACGGUACCUGUCCCACCGUCGGAACGGGCGGUCACUCGCUCGGAGGUGGUUGGGGUUUCAGCAGCAGAAAGUGGGGCUGGCUUCUGGAUCACAUCGUCGAGAUGGAAGUGGCUACGCUGGAUGGAAAAGUCAAGAAAGUCAAUGCGCAGAGCACGGGCGACGAUGCCGAUCUUUGGUGGGCUCUGCGUGGAGCUGGCGCUUCGAACUUUGGCGUCGUCACCACCUUUACCUACGCUCUGGAAGAUGCACCCACAAACGUCAUCAAUCACUCGCGCACAUAUGCCAACAACAAGGACUGCGCUCAAGCGCUGCUGGCAUUCCAAGACCUCGGUGCCAAGACGGUCGCGAACGGCGGUCUGCCCGCCGAGUUCGGCGCCGAGCUCUUGCUCUACGGUGAAGGAAGCGGCUCCGACGGAGCUUGCACCAUUUCUGGUCAAUAUCUGAGCGGGCCGAAACACUACCAGAACGCAUCGCUCAUCCUCGACAAUGCCAUCUUGAAGCGGGGCGUCAAGCCAUCCAAGACCUCUGCUCCCGCCUUUAGCGGCAGUCAGGACGGCGACAACAGCGCUUGGCUUCAGGCUCUUAAGAACCUGAUGGGCGAUUUGCAACAAGCACCAGCUGCAGACCCUUACUACGCCAAGAGCUUGCUCGAUGAUGGUAAUGUGCGCUUCAACGACGCUUCGGCCAAAGCCAUCAUCGACAAGUUGCAAAGCUAUGUCGGCGGCGAGGAAGGCAAUUCGAUCAGCUUCGACCUGAACGGUCCAGCAUCCAAGACCAACGCCCCUCUCAGCUCUGCCUCGGCAUUCGACACCAACCGAGGUUCGCUCUUUUUCAACCAGUUCUACUCCUAUGGAGUGCCCGGUCCCGACAAUCCCAAGGGCCAACAGUCGCUGUAUUCCAAGUUCGACAGCCUGGUCGAUACUGUCAAGAACGCGGCACCCAACGCGAAUUGGAGAGCUUACUCCAACUACGUAGACUUCAGACUGAAAGACUGGGCUCGCGCUUACUACGGAAGUAGCUUGGACAGACUGAAGAGCAUCAAAGCCAGACUCGACCCAAACAGCGUCUUUGACUACCAACAAAGUCUUGCUCAUGCCUGAUCCUGGCAGAGAAUCACCUGAUGCAUCUCGACUACGUCUUGUCCAACUUCACGAUCGAACGCUCUCAACAAAAGCACAUGGACAUUUCAAUGCUUGCGCUCCGCAUCUGCACGUCAUCAUCGCCGCC
Messenger RNA from Ceraceosorus guamensis, 1933 nucleotides. RefSeq names its product FAD-binding domain-containing protein. The transcript is spliced from 2 exons. Bases 163 to 1806 code for a protein of 547 amino acids. The record is from RefSeq and is a predicted model, not a curated record. Gene Ontology annotation, molecular function: FAD binding; oxidoreductase activity. NCBI's taxonomy places the organism in Eukaryota, Fungi, Basidiomycota, Exobasidiomycetes, Ceraceosorales, Ceraceosoraceae.